UGCACGCAGAGCUAGUUUUGUCUGCCGCAGCUUGAGCUCUCGAAAUUGUGUCCCUGCCAAACUUCUACCUGCAACAUCUCUAUUGAGGACUUUCGUCGUACGGAAGCAAGUUCUGUUUUGGGGUUGAAUGCAGCCAACUGCGAGACGAUUUGAAUGGUCAAACGGUAAUGCACCGUAGGACAACAGUGGAUUACAUUCACCGAUCAUCAUGAAGACGUGCAAGAGCCGGUCAAGGUGUCUCAUCCUUCUUGUUGCGUCUCUGCAUUUCGCACAUGCGCACUACGUCCCCUGCACUAUUGGGCCUCCUCACCAAACAAUUUCAAACACAACUGCAGUCCCUUCAGGUACCGAUUUCGAUAUCGAAAAGCCUCAGUCCACAAAUGUCGGUGCCACUGCUCAUAGUACCCUCCCUACAACUGUCGUCCUCGACACCACAUCAAAUAUCGAGAGCACUGACGGUAUCGAUACCAAAACAGUUGAAAAUGUCGUCAGCGGUAACUACAACACUGUCGAUACCAUGGACAUUGAUACAUCUACCAGUAUCGAUACCGGUACCGAAGUCGAUGUCGCCUCACCUACCGAAACCACAAGCAAUUCACAAAGAACUACUGGAAUCGAUACACCGACAACGGCCGCCAGUGUCGAUAGUGGUACUGACGUCGACGUCACGUUAGAGAUUGAUAUAGAGGAUCUUCAAAGACCUGUAAUCGAUGAUACAUCCAUUAAACCCUACGUCGUUCCUACAAAGACUGGCAGUACCUCCAAACAGCCAACUGAUAUUCCUUUCACAACCAGUAUCGAUACCACUCCCAAAAUCGACAUCGACAAUCCGCGCCUCAAAACCACAGCUAGUAUCGAAACCACAACAGUUAAACUUAACGUUAUCACUACAACGACAGUUGGCACUUCGAGACCAACAACCGAUUUCCCUAGUAAAUUUGAAAGCACAACCGGUAUCGAUACCGCUGCAUCCACAGACAUUGAAAACCUAAACGACAUUGAAAUCACUUUUGGAAUCGGUACCACAACAAGGCCUAAAAAGCCUGGAAGAAUGAUGUCCAAACCAACAACAGCUAGUACGCCACUCGAACUUGAAAACACAUUCAGUAUCGAUACCGCUCCCACAACAGAAAUUGUCCUGCCUACCGACCGAUUGGAAACUACUGCUGGUAUCGACGCCACAAUCACCACAACACCCGGUAUCGAUUCUGAUCUGGUAUCGACGAGCCAUACAGACACCAUCAAUCCCACAGAAUUUGAGUCAACUCUUCGUCCAUUCACCUCAACCGCUCCAAAAGAAACUUCCAUCCCCCCGCUCACGAGUCCUACCAUCCCGCCAAAUUUGUACUCGCCAGUUUUCUACGAGGAUGUUUAUUACAGCGAGGUCUACGAGUAUGGUCCCCUGGGUACGAUUCUCCGUACGGUGCAGGCGUUGGACUGGGACCAGGGAGGAGCUGGCAACAUCACGUACAGCAUCUCCAGCGGGGCGGAUGAUGAGGACGGCUGGGAGGACUUCGCCGUUCACCCGGUGACUGGAGUAGUUUUCGUUGUUGGGGAGUUGGACCGGGAGACGAAAGGCGCGUACAUGAUUGAGUUGACUGCAACAGAUCAAGGGAUGCCGCCAAGAAGUGCUGUAGCGCAACUCCAAGUUACUGUCUUGGAUGUGAACGACAAUCGUCCGUUGUUUGAGAAGCCCGGAUACGAAGCUGUCAUAGACGAGGACGCGCACCCAAUGAGCCGCGUACUGCACGUGACUGCAACCGACAAAGAUUCAGGUACAAACGGUGCAGUUAUGUACAUGCUGUCAGGCCACCACAGCAACACCUUCUCCAUCGACCACAGAAGCGGACUGAUCCGAACUCGACGGUCUCUGGAUCGCGAGAGGAUAGCUCAGUAUACCGUCAAGGUCAUUGCGACAGAUCAUUUAUUUGUAACAGUCGUCGAGGUCUUGGUGCGAGUGGGAGACGUCAACGACAACGCGCCAAAGUUCCCAAGCCCCAUCAUCCACCUGAAUGUCACCGAGAACAACCUGCCAUUCGGCCCGAUCGGAAAGGUCACCGCUACGGACGCGGACGAGGGACCCAACGCGCAGGUCUCGUACGCUUUCGUACAGCAGCGUGCGUCGCAGACGCGCCAACGCUUCCAGAUCGAGCGUGGCACGGGAAUCGUGCACACGCUGUACCGCUUCGAUCGCGAGCAGAGGUCCGAGUACGAAGCAAUCGUCCGGGCAUCGUCCGGUCGACUCUUCACCGACGCAAGUUUAGUGAUCCACAUCCUAGACCUCAAUGACAACCCGCCUACUGUGCCAUCUACUCAGGAAUUAUUUUACAACUUCCAUGCUGGAUUUAGGGGCUGCCAUAUUAUAGGAAAAGUAGGUGCUUUAGAUAAGGACAUUGGAGAUUCCUUGAAGUUUCGACUUCUUGAAGAGAACAAUAAUUUUGCCGGAGGCGAAGGAAGACGAAAAGCAUCUUCAAGUUCAUCCGAUAGAUCUACUGUUGUGUUAGGUAUGAGCUUUGCUUUGGACGAAAAUACGGGAAUAAUCCGUGCGUGUCACAGACGGUCAUCAACCUAUAGUUCACCUUCCGCCAAGCAACUGGCCAUCGAAGUUUCAGAUGGCCUUCAUAAUGUGACCUGCAGCUACACAAUGUAUCUAUUACCAGUCGACGACCAAUCUCUCAAUCAUGGCAUGUCGCUGCGGCUUCGCAUCCGUUCAGAUGUUGAGACGUUCUUGUCAAGGUAUCGAGACUUCGUAUCUGCCCUGACCGGCGUCUUUAAGACGACGGAGAACUUUGUGACUCUCAUGGUUCGCGGUGGCUUGGCGAGGUCACCGAUUGGUGUGAGCGAAUCCCCGCUAGUCCUGAGGGCCUUCUUGGCCGUCAGGCGGCGCGAUGGGACCGUCUUGGCACCGGACGAGGUUCGGUCGCUGCUCUACUUGGAGUCGGAGCAACUGCGGCGUUUCGCAGACAUCAUACCCGACCCUGUGCGUCCACAGUGCCGUCUCGUUCCCACCCUGGUCGCCGGCGAAGCCAGCGUCGUGACGGAGGUAGCCCUAGGAUUGUCCUACACUGCUUUCAACGUGAGCUUCAGGAUGAGCUGUGGGACGCCUUUGUGUGGCGCCAGUGUCUGCAGCGAGUUUGAGGAGUGCGUUCGACAGGUCGUGGAUGAAUACCAGGAAGAACAAUUCAGUUGCAGGUGUUUAUUUCCAGGCAACACGAACUGCCAGCCUCCAUUUCCAGCCGGUAAUUGCUCCGAAGCGGUUUGCAACCACCACGGAUCGUGCGCAGUCGACAAUUCAGGAUGGGUAGACUGCUUGUGCCGAGACCAGGGCAGAUACGACGGUCCACGCUGUCAAAUGACGACGCGUAGUUUCACCGACGGCUCUUUCCUGGCUUUCAUGCCGUUGGGGAGGCUGUCCAGGGAGUUCCACAUAUCACUACGAUUCAAGACGCUCAAAUCGAACGGUCUCCUGCUCUACAAUGGCCAGCUUGGCGGGAUGCGAGGCGAGUCAGUAGCUCUUCAGAUCGUUGGCGGCCGUCUGCACUUCAGUCGCUCCGGCAGGCUGGACGCGCACGCUAGUGCAGCCGGUAGCAGCGCCUCCAUUGCCCGGAAUGUCAGCGAUGGGGUCUGGCACGAUGUCCACAUUAAUCACUCUGGAGGGAGUGUCCUGAUGGGUAUAGACAACUGCACGUUAACUGCUGCCGCCUGGAAUGUGACAUCCGCCAGCCCUUCAUGCUUAGGCAUUGGUGUACAGAGAAAGACUCCACGAGCUAAGUUCCUGAACCUCAACGGGCCACUCUUUCUCGGAGGUCUCCCGCCAUUUGUGACUGCCAACCACGUGACCUCGGCCCACUUCGAAGGCUGUCUCAAUGAUGUUCGGUUCAAUUCGGCCCUCCUUGACUUCUCGACAAGACUCAAGAACGUCGGCACGACACCGCGAUGCAGUGACAAGAACGACUUGAGGGAGACUGUCACAACCAACGCCAAAGUUCCACGUGCUGUGCGAUCGCUGUCAGUUCGUCCGCGUACUCGAUCGCUGGUCGUCAAGUGGAUCCUGCCAAAAGAUAAGUCGGGUCAGGUGACCGGCUUCAAGAUCUCCUACGUUGAAGUGAAUGAAAACGACGAUCCACUGUCAGUCACCAGGACAAUUUUCAUUAACAGCGCGUCGGAGAAAGGUUUCACGAUCGAGCGAUUGACUCCAGGCACGCGAUACCGGGUCGACGUCAGGGCACUGUCCGCGGCGGGGCUCGGCCAUCCCUCCACGGACUUCGCAGUCACCAAAAAUUCCAAACCCAAGAAGUGAUGAGCAUUUUUAAGAUAUGAU
Messenger RNA from Patiria miniata (bat star), 4321 nucleotides. Its product is annotated as cadherin EGF LAG seven-pass G-type receptor 2-like. Gene Ontology annotation, molecular function: calcium ion binding; protein binding. NCBI's taxonomy places the organism in Eukaryota, Metazoa, Echinodermata, Asteroidea, Valvatida, Asterinidae. The transcript has 11 exons. The record is from RefSeq and is a predicted model, not a curated record. Gene Ontology annotation, cellular component: plasma membrane. Gene Ontology annotation, biological process: homophilic cell-cell adhesion. Bases 209 to 4300 code for a protein of 1363 amino acids.